Messenger RNA from Sphaerulina musiva SO2202, 1789 nucleotides. RefSeq lists its product as uncharacterized. Gene Ontology annotation, biological process: SCF-dependent proteasomal ubiquitin-dependent protein catabolic process. Gene Ontology annotation, molecular function: protein binding. NCBI's taxonomy places the organism in Eukaryota, Fungi, Ascomycota, Dothideomycetes, Mycosphaerellales, Mycosphaerellaceae. The transcript is spliced from 2 exons. The record is from RefSeq and is a predicted model, not a curated record. Gene Ontology annotation, cellular component: SCF ubiquitin ligase complex. The coding region runs from base 64 to 1704 and encodes 546 amino acids.
GGCAAAUCUCCCCCUCCAGUCUCCCUACCGUACCGUACCUGAUUGUCGUUGUCACAUAUCACAAUGGGCCAAGACGACAGAAGUCCUAGUACGAGCGCCGCACCGGAGACGGAGGCUGAGCUGGAGGCAUUCCGACAGAAGUGGCGAGAAGAAGUCUCGGCGAGAAACAAGCAGGCAUCGGCGGGACCUUCAGCAUCACGCGCUGGCCCUGUCGAUGCGAGCAAGUCAAGAGCCAAAGAGUCGGGGUCUUCUGCAGCACCGAUAGAGUCUUUUUCAGCCCAUCGCAAUGAGCGAUUUCAUGAAGUUUUGGACCCGAAGGCCUAUCACGAUCUGCCAGACAAAGAAGAGCAGCUCAAGCUGGGAGCUGAUGGACAGGAGCUCGACCGAAGUGUAGUCGAAGAACCUAGUUCAGCACUCGAGCACUACGAGCGUGCUGUAGAGAAAGAAAGCCAGGGUAAUCUGAGCGAAAGCAUGAGACAUUACAGGAAAGCCUUUAAACUUGAUGAUGGUGUUCACGAGGCCUACAAGCGGAAACACUUUCCGCCUUCCAUGUUCCAGAAGCCCAAAGCACCGAAUCCCAACCCUUCAAAUGCUUCGGCAACAGUACCUCGGACCGACCAUCACUCCCUGCAUGGCAGAUCCGGCGAAGGUCUUCCAGCGACACUCAAGCAGCUCGUGGAACAGUUCUCGGCUUUGCGCAUCGAGCCGCCAGAACCAAAGUCAAGUCUAUCGCCGCCUGAAAGAUGCCCAAUUGCGGACUUGCCAGAGGAACUUCUCACGCAUAUUCUUACUGACCUCGGAGUGGAUCAUGUCUCUGCUCUGGGACAGGUAGCACAAGUCUGCAAACGCUUGGCGUAUCUCAUUCUGACAGAAGACUCCAUCUGGAAGCGCGUGGCAAUGGACUCGCCCUAUGGCUUUCCUGCAAUGCACUAUGACUUUGCCGUCGAGAUUGAUGGGUCGCCUAUCGACACUAGCGACGCCAUAGAUGCCUACAUUCGCCAAAGCUACAGCGCAGAACACGAAGAGGAAAAAGAGGUCGCUCUCCCUCCGACCUUGGAGGAACGUGCUAGAGCGUACUCAGCUCUCACCGACCAGCUCCUCGUAUCCACCUACUCCAACUCCUGGCGUCAAAUGUUCAAAUUUCGACCCCGAAUUCGGUUCAAUGGCUGCUACAUCUCCACCGUGAACUACACUCGUGCUGGAGCGAAUGUUGGCAAUACACUAACAUGGGGAGCUCCAGUCCACGUAGUAACCUACUUUCGCUAUCUCCGCUUUCUCCGUGACGGCUCCUGCAUUUCUCUCCUCACAAUUUCGGAACCGGCAGAUGUUGUCCAUCACUUGAUACCAGAAAACAUCCACAGCCACCACGGGAACGUGCAAUACGUCCCUUCCGCAGUCAUGAAAGACGCCCUUCGAGGCCGAUGGCGCCUCUCCGGGCCUGCUUCCAGCACCGUCGACCCUGUAACUGGAGAGGAUGAAGUCGAAGGUGACGUGUUGGUGGAAACAGAGGGUGCGGUGUCCAAGUAUACCUACAAGAUGUAUCUAGGACUUGCACAUGCGGGGAAAGCUGCGAGAAACAACAAAUUGGCGUGGAAGGGCUUUUGGAGCUACAAUAAAUUGACUGACGAUUGGGGGAAAUUCGAGUUGAGGAAUGAUAAGGCGUUUUACUGGUCAAGAGUGAAGAGUUAUGGGAAUGGGUUGUGAUGUGAUUUCCCUGGCAGGCGCGCGCAGUGCAGUUUAGAUGCGGGCAAAGAGGUAUAGGUAGAAUAGACGAAGGGCUACAUCCGUC